Molecule: messenger RNA, 2817 nt
Organism: Haliotis rufescens (red abalone)
Lineage: Eukaryota; Metazoa; Mollusca; Gastropoda; Lepetellida; Haliotidae
Exons: 9
Coding region: 944-2476 (510 amino acids)
Source: RefSeq, a predicted model, not a curated record
AUUAUAUUCACGAAAACUUUCUCCCUGUUUUCAUUCUCUUGAUGAAGGAGCUACUGGUUCUGCUUCAUCACGCCGAAACAUAUGACAUCGUGUAUAAGUGUGCAUAGCCGCUCGCUUUAUUAUACUGUGAUGUGUUUCAUGUGUUUGUCCUAAUAUCCUGAAGGAUGGCCUCAGUUGCGUCAUAUGGUUGUGCCAGGUUAAGACGGUCUUUGGUUCGAAUCUUAGAUUCUCCCGGAAUAAGAUCACAGUUCAGGCUGCACCCCGCUUAUAUGUUCUCACAGGUUUCAAGUAAGAUGUAUAAAAAUGUACGGAUCUCGUUGUCCCGUUGUAACAAAAUCACCGGAUACUGUUUAAAGCAGCCAUAAACAGUAAAAUAUAAACAAAAUUUUGAUUAUAAAUUAAUUCACAAGUAGGUCUUUAUUUAAGUUUAUUCUGGUGGUUAAACACUCUCCUCUCCUGCCUGUGGUAUCAUUAUAAAGUUCAAGUCUUUAUUCGGUAUUCUAGGCCUCCAGCCCAUAGUACAUGUUUGUUAUUUAAUUUUGAUUCUUAUUAAUGCUAAUAUCAACAAAAUUAAAUUAUUGUUCACUUUUGUGCGCAACACUAAAAAACAUACUUGUGACGUAAAAGUCCAUUGUAUAACACAAUGGUACUUGCAGAAUUAUCUCCCUUCCACCAGGCUCGCCUUACACAUAAAUAAAUGGUAAAAUGCAUGUAAAUGAAAUUUGCUUGUCUUACAUAAUUAUCAAUGGCAACAGCGUGCAUCUCAAUCAUAAAGUGUACUUCAUCUUCCAUAUCACACCUGUCUACUUCCAUCCAACACAUUGUUUCUUUCCAUAGCUUGUGAUUUCUUCACCGGAAUCUACAGAAGCCGGACUUUAACUUUCCAAUAUAUAUUAUGAUAUGACAGAUAUCGUAUCACUAUCAAUGUGUCCUGAUCAUUCAGAUGGACAACAAGACCGCAUCCGGAGACAAGAAGCAUGCGACCCCCUCCCAUUUUGAUAUAUUUAAAGGACCUCCGCGCCACGUGGCCCGGGUCACCAAUGCACUCCAAGCCUACAUGGAUAAGGUAGAGGGAAUGAAGAAAGCCAACGCCAACCUGCUGACCACCAUGGUGGACAUGUGCCCCAAGACGUGGAAGAUCCUCCCGGAACUGAAGAUCUACCUCGAGGACCAGUCAAUGUUGUGGAGUCUGGCCGUGUCGUCACUCCGGCCCUUGUUCAAAGCUCUGAAAAACUACGGGACCACCACACAAGGGGCAAAGGAAGCUCUGCUAGAGUUUGAAGCUCGUCUUAUUCAAGUUAAGACAAUGAGUGCGGAAUAUGAGCUUUUGAAGAAAUCUUCCCGUGUCUCUCAAGUUCAGCAGUUUCAGAUCGAGUACAUGCUCCGCGAGUCAGGCCGAGCCCUCGUGAACACCCGCAAGGUGGUGGAAGAGAAAAUGCUGAUAUUCAGACGCUCCCAAACCGAGCUCGGGAAGGAACUGCUGGGGACAUUUGAGGAUGUCAUGAAAGUCACCUAUUCAGAGGGUUGUCAGGUUUCAGAUUUAAUUCAAAAUACUUUGGGGGCCGCACCUGUCAAGAAAACCAACAAGAAUGGUCAACAACUGGAUGAUCUGAACUUUGUCCAGAAGCAGGUCCAGAUGGUUGUGGACAAGGUCGGCUCCACACCUGUAGACGUGAGUUCCAAGAGAAGACUGAACACCCCAGAAAAGGCAAAAGCUAAACCCCAGGCUUCAAGUCAACUGGAGCCUCAGGGUAAAGCCCACACUAAAGUUGUCCUAGCGCCGACCCAACCCCAGUCACAAGCAUAUCCUCAGACAGAGCCUAUCACCAGGUAUGAAACAAGAGAACUAGAUCGCCCUGCUAGCGGAAGCCAGUACCAAUUCAGGAAUGAAGCGCGCAGGCAGUCUCUUGAAAAUUACACCGAAUUCAACCGCACUGCUUGUCCUUUCCAUGUCGUAACCCAGGAGCAGGUGAAGAUGACAAGAGUCUCCCGUCCCAAAGCAAGCACACCUGGUGCUAACUUGAGCCCCCGCAACAGCUCUGAGUAUAAUGCUAGACAGGAAUAUCGCUACGAUAAUCAGGCAGGUGUGAAUGCCGUCACCUACACAACCACCAGGGCUAAAACUAGGCAUGCCACUCCCAGCAGUGGUAAUGACGUCUCAGGGCGACACAGCAAAUCCUCAAAUGCUGACGCUGAUGUCUAUGCCUGCUACCUGGACAACUGUGGAAUAAUGUCGCCCCGACCACCCACUCCAGGCAGACAGCGGAACAACAAUGGCAACACUGACCAGGUGGCCUGGACAGAAGAGCAACGCCGCGGGACCAAGAGGUCAUCGGAGCAGGACAGACAGACCCGGUUCACACAGACAACGGCUCAGACACAGGGACAGUCUGGUCAGAGGAGGUCUGGGCUGCCAUUCAAAACGUCCAUUCCUGACAGCUCGUCAAAGGAUAGUGUUUUCUUCGACUGCCGUUGAUGAAAAUCUGAUCCUGAGAAUAUCAAGAUGUCACCUUCAAGUUUUGUUCCUAGUUUUCAAUGUUCAGGUUUUUUAUUACAGGUUAUCAGUUGUAACGAUAUUAAUUGUACGGUGGAAACCGAUCGGUACUUUACUAAUUCAAGAUAAGCACAUCAUGUAUAUAAUCCCUCUGAAUUCACUUCUCCUUUCCCAGUAGUAAUCAUCUAAGAAACUGUUUCAGAAGUGUCCGGGCUAACGAGAGGUCACUGUUUGUCCAUAGUCAUGCUAUUGUACAUCGUUGCAAUUAAUCAAAAACUUAUUUGUAUUAUCUUUGCUCUGCAGUAUUAAAUACAUGUUUUGUA